UCUGUGUCUUAUUUUGUAGGCUUAUUUCUGCGUCACAUGAUCUUGGCCUACAGUAAGCUUUCUUUUAGCCAAGUGUUUAAACUGUACACUGCCCUUCAACAGUACUUCCAAAAUGGUGAGAAAAAGACAGUGGAGGAUGCUGAUAUGGAACUGACCAGCAGAGAAGAGGGCGAAAGAAAAAUGGAAAAAGAAGAACUUGAUGUGUCCAUAAGAGAAGAGGAGGUAUCUUGCAGUGGGCCCCUGUCCCAAAAACAAGCAGAGUUUUUUCUUUCUCAACAGGCCUCUUUGUUAAAGAAUGACGAAACGAAGGCCCUCCCUCCAGCUUCUUUGCAGAAAGAAUUGAACAACCUGUUGAAAUUUAAUCCUGAUUUUGCGGAAGCGCAUUAUCUCAGCUACUUAAACAACCUCCGGGUCCAAGAUGUGUUUAGUUCUACACACAGCCUCCUGCAUUACUUUGACCGCCUGAUUCUUACGGGAGCCGAGAGCAAAAGUAACGGGGAAGAGGGCUACGGCCGGAGCUUGAGAUACGCUGCUCUGAACCUGGCCGCCCUGCACUGCCGCUUCGGACACUAUCAACAGGCGGAGCUCGCCCUGCAGGAGGCAAUCAGGAUCGCCCAGGAGUCCAACGAUCACGUGUGUCUCCAGCAUUGCCUGAGCUGGCUCUACGUGCUGGGGCAGAAGAGAUCCGAUAGCUAUGUUCUGCUAGAACAUUCUGUGAAAAAAGCAGUGCAUUUUGGGUUACCGUACCUUGCCUCCCUGGGCAUACAAUCCCUAGUUCAGCAGAGGGCUUUUGCUGGGAAGACAGCAAAUAAACUGAUGGAUGCUCUAAAGGACUCUGACCUCCUGCACUGGAAACACAGCCUGUCAGAGCUCAUCGACAUCAGCAUCGCCCAGAAAACGGCCAUCUGGAGGCUCUAUGGCCGCAGCACCAUGGCGCUGCAGCAAGCCCAGAUGUUGCUGAGCAUGAACAGCCUGGAGUCGGUGAAUGCGGGCGUGCAGCAGAACAACACGGAAUCGUUUGCGGUCGCGCUCUGCCACCUCGCAGAGCUGCAUGCGGAGCAGGGCUGUUUCGCUGCAGCUUCCGAGGUAUUAAAGCACCUGAAGGAAAGAUUCCCACCGAAUAGUCAGCAUGCCCAGGUAACCUGCUCUCUGUGUGACCUCGGGUUUAUUUGUGAAAAGACCGUUUUUACU
This is a messenger RNA of Myotis lucifugus (little brown bat), 1191 nucleotides long. Its product is annotated as anaphase-promoting complex subunit 5-like. NCBI's taxonomy places the organism in Eukaryota, Metazoa, Chordata, Mammalia, Chiroptera, Vespertilionidae. Gene Ontology annotation, molecular function: protein binding. The record is from RefSeq and is a predicted model, not a curated record. Gene Ontology annotation, cellular component: anaphase-promoting complex. Gene Ontology annotation, biological process: protein K11-linked ubiquitination; anaphase-promoting complex-dependent catabolic process; positive regulation of mitotic metaphase/anaphase transition. The annotation marks the transcript as partial. The transcript is spliced from 9 exons.